Toxotes jaculatrix (banded archerfish) is the source of this 4930-nucleotide messenger RNA. It is a transcript of the gene srfb, whose product is annotated as serum response factor b. NCBI's taxonomy places the organism in Eukaryota, Metazoa, Chordata, Actinopteri, Toxotidae. Bases 225 to 1994 code for a protein of 589 amino acids. The record is from RefSeq and is a predicted model, not a curated record. The transcript has 8 exons. Gene Ontology annotation, molecular function: protein dimerization activity; serum response element binding; DNA-binding transcription factor activity, RNA polymerase II-specific. Gene Ontology annotation, biological process: positive regulation of transcription by RNA polymerase II.
GAACCAGCUGAGCCGGGGCUGUAGGGUCUUGGGGGCAGCAUCACUUUCGAAAGUUUGUCUCGGUUAUUUCCUGGAGUCGCCAAACUAUCAAUUGGCCUGGUUUGUUUACAUUUUCAUUCUCUUUUUUUUUUGGUCCAGGCGUGUAUGCGUUUUAUCGGUCGUUUACGACACAACGCGCUCCAGCUCCUUUGGCUGGUGUUUAGAGACUCGGUCCAGUAAAUAGAAUGUUACCGAGCCAGGUUGGAUCGGCACCAUCUGGAAACGGGUCAGCUUCAGGCAGGGGUACCACAGGACACGGUUCGGGGGUUGUCGGCAGCGGGAUUCGUCCCGUUUUGGUCAGAGGGCAAGCUUUACCGGGGGUCAGCGAGAGCGCCGGUGCUGCCGGGCGACAGGGGGAAAGAGACGCCAUCGGGAUGCUGGGGGCUAAUGGUCCAGGGGGUCCGAGAGGUGCGAGGCCGGGGAACGGGACAGGAGUGACCCCUCUGCAGACCGCCGUCCAGGGAAACAUGGUGGGGUUAAACACGGGAGUAGUGUUGCCUCACGCAGCCCGGUUCGACCCGGACAGAGAGAGUGCUCCGCUGUGCAGUGGCUCGGAUAAUGACUCGGACUCCGGAGAUGACGAGGACCCCGUGGGUUCACUCGGGGACAACAGGAGAGGGGUGAAGCGGGAGAGAGGGGAGAUGGAAGCUGCGGUGACGGGGCAGGAGGUAGGAGUACCUCCCGGAGGUUACGGCAUGGUGCCCGGAGGGGUCGCCGGGGCAAAGCCGGGGAAGAAGACACGUGGGCGCGUAAAGAUAAAGAUGGAAUUUAUUGACAACAAGUUGAGACGGUACACGACUUUCAGCAAGAGGAAGACGGGUAUAAUGAAAAAGGCCUAUGAACUCUCCACCCUGACGGGAACCCAGGUUCUGUUGCUUGUGGCCAGUGAAACAGGUCACGUUUACACUUUUGCAACUCGCAAGCUCCAGCCAAUGAUCACCAGUGAAACGGGCAAAGCCCUGAUCCAAACAUGCCUCAACUCGCCAGACUCGCCACCACGCUCUGAUCCCUCCACGGACCAGCGCAUGAGUGCCACUGGCUUCGAGGAGACGGACCUCACCUACCAGGUGUCGGAGUCGGAGAGCAUGGGCGACACAAAGGAUACGCUGAAGCCGACAUUCACGGUAGCCAACCUACCAGGUACUACCAGCAGCGCCCAGUCCACAGUACCCACCACCUCCACCACCAUGCAGGUGAGCAGCGGACCUUCGUUUCCCAUCACCAACUACCUGGCGCCUGUCUCUGCUAGCAGCAAUGUCAGUGCCAACGGUACCGUCCUCAAGACCACCGGCGCCUCCACAGGGGUCAUGCAGCUGCCCAGUGGCUUCACUUUCAUGCCCGCAGGCACUCCUCUCCCCCCUGGCACCCCCACCAUUCCUCUGAGCCAGUUGCAGCAGCACUCCCUGGCCCUCCAGGGGCAGCAUGGUCAGGCCCUGGCCACCGCCCAGCAGCCACAGCAGGGACAGCAGGCUGUCUUCCGCUUCCCUGCUGCUGUCUCCCUCACAGGAGCGGGGGUUCCCCAGCAGCUUCAGGCUAUCCAGGUCCACCCCAACACCCAGUCCACCUCCAACAACGACAGCAGCCCCGAGAUCUCCCACACCUCCACAAACUCCACCGCAACGGUGAGUCUCCCAGCAACCAUCGUCACCUCGUCAGUGCCAACGUCUGUGGCGGGUCACAUGAUGUACCCCAGCCCCCACACGGUAAUGUACGCCUCCACACCGGCACUGGCUGACGGGGGGCUGGCUGUGCUCAACGCCUUCUCCCAGGGCACCUCAGCCAUGCAGGUGUCCCACGCCCAGGCCCAAGACACAGGUGCUGUCCCUCAGGUGUUCCUCACAGCACCUCCAGGCACGGUGCAGAUCCCCGUCUCAGCGGUGCAGCUACACCCAGUACGGCAAGAUCUGCAUUUUACAAAUGGUGAUUGGCCAGCAGUCGAGCGGCAGCAGCAGUAACAUGACGGAGCUCCAGGUGGUGAACCUGGACGCAGCACAGAACUCGAAGAGUGACUGACAGACGGCUAGUGCUGUUCCACACAGCAGACCCAGGGACACAGACAGACAGACAGACAGACUGACUGACUGACAUCUCUAUUUAUUGAUGCCUUCCUACAGCGUUUCACAUCACACUUCUGAAUGUGACUUUAACGUACAUAUACACACACACACAAUCAAGGGCAUAUGUGUGGCUGACCCUUAUACAGUAUACAGUAUGUUUUGGUAUAUAAAUAUAUAUAUAUAUUCGCAAAAGCAUAGGAAAUAUAUCACUACAUCCAUCAUCGGAACGUAUUUUCUAUGCCGUUAGAUGGUGUCUUUUUCUUUUGUGUGUGUGUGCGUGUGUUUUUUGAAAAUGAGUAAUUACAUGUACACACACUGCAAGGUGCCACAGCUUCACACCAGCCAAAGAGACAUUUGUUUGUCUGAAUGUUCCAGUGUGAGCAAUUUGUGCACAAGCAUGUGUGUCUGUGUGCGCGUGCAUAUCUGGGGUUUGUAAAUGGGCGGGGAGACGCUUAUUGACUUAACAAGAAAAAAAAAAAAAAAAAAGAAAAGAGACAUUUGGAAAUGUAAAUAAUUUUUUUUAAAUUGAUAACUUGUAUUUUUAGCCUGGUUUAGUUUGUGCAACGGCAUGUAGUUGUUUUUUACGUAGUGGUUUUGUAUGUCCAUGAAAAUUAUUUGCAUAAAGAAAAUGAAUUAUUUACAUGUAUAUGUAAAUUAAUUUAAUAUACCAUCAAAUGUUGAAAUGCUGUCGUGCUGUUGGGAGUUUUCACUACAACAUGGAGAAAGAACGCUGGAUGUUUUUCUACAUUUUUUUUGAUUGUGACAUUUGUAGGACGGUCCCUCAAACCCUAUCAAAUACCUGGGUCACAAAAUGUCAAACUUAUAUUUAUGAUUUGCAGAAUUCUUUCGCUGGGAGGAUUUCAGCGCAACAGCUGAUGUUCUGCAUGAAGACCUGGUCUGGCACUUAAAGUGUAGAAACUGUUCAAACUAUGACAAUCUGAUAGAAAACACUUUCAUUUAUCUCAUCUUUUAGCAGUGUGCUGUCUAUAUUUUCAUCAGUGUUCACACAGAAAUGUGAGAACACAAUUUUGACAUUUUAACAACGUAACUGUCACACACAGUUAAUAUCCUCAUGUGAGUUCAGACUGAAUUUGUUCACUUGUUUUUAAGCGUGUGACUUGCUUCUCUGGGUGAACACCUUCAGAGUGCCAAACAGGUUUUCAUGCCAUCAGAUAAAUAACGAACGUUACGUUGUCUAAUUGGUUUCUAAAGCGAUUCAUUGGAAACCUGUUGCUCUGAUUUGCCUCCACCAGACUUCAAAACUUUAAUCACGUGAUGCUGUCGCUGACCUGAGACAGGGCUUUGGACACAAAUCUCUUGUUUAACAAGACAGUGUAUAGACUUGGCAAUUCCACUUCAAUACUGCAAUCAAAAGAUUAUUAUUUCCUUGUAUGGAAACACUCGGUGUAAUUCAGUUCAUUCUCAAUGUUGCAAUAUUACAACAGUAAUGACUAUGAAUAUUUUUAUAAGAACAAGGAUCUCCUAAUUUGGAAAAGUGACUUCAUGUGCUUUAAAAUGUUAAAACGAGAACUGUAAGACCCUAGCUGACUGCAAUCUCAGUACGUACCUCAGCAAUCAUUAAGAAUGAGGAAGAGUUAUUAGACUGAGAGCCUUCUUUCUGCACCAUAGUGCCUCUUUUCCAUGGCUGACUCCUAAAUCACUGCAAGGCAAGAGAAAUGUAAGAUUUACUUUAUUUCCAUACCACCUCACAUGACUUUGGACCUGUCAUCCAAUCCUCAGCUGUGCCCGGGGACUGAGAUUUUUGACUCAUUUCUGCAGAGUUAGCUGGAUGACUGAGCAUGGCAGGCACGAAGCCAAAGAGAAUCUGAGAGUGGAUAAAGUACCCAUGCUGACUGCUGUUCAGUUAUUCACUGGCAAGAGAGGUCAUUUUCACGCUCGAUGCUCUCUGCUCUGUUCGUGUACAUGUUGUCAUGUCAUCCCGCGGUGCUGUUUGAAUAUGAAAAUUACACGUUGAAGACAUUCGGUUCUCCCACUUCACCUGGUGGUUAAUUCACAAGUAUCGUUUUUAAAGGGGGAUUAUUGAACAGAAUUUGUGGUUUUCACCUUGUCAUUGAAAGAAAUGGUUAUUUUGUGUAUUUUUUUUUGUUUUUUUUGUUGUUGUACAGACAUUUUGUAAUAAAAACAAGAUGAAACACAAUGAACUGUUCAAAGAAUGACCACAUCUCCUGCUGAAAAAGUUUUUGGGUUUUUUUUUUAAUUUAAUUGGGACGGAGAAUGUUAAACAAAAACCAUAUUGUCCUGAAUGAAACCUAAUACAUGUGUAUAACAGCAGUCAUUGCUUCUGAUUACUCUGUGAGGCAUCAGGAGGCAGGAGGGGUGAGCAUGCGCCUUACCUUAACGUUUCAGUUACGCAUUGAACAAUCACAUAAUCAAACUGGCCAUGAGACAGAAGAAGUGAAAUGAGACUCGGCCCAUUUCACACCAGAGGAAAGCAGCGAUGAACAUGAUGAAAUGCAGCAACGUGAUACAGUGACUGGUCUAAGCCGACACGAGUAAAGAAAUCAGUUGGCAUCAGAUUGUUGACUACACUGAGAGUCCUGUAUAUCUUCACAUACCAAAUAAAGUCUAUGAAACACAAGAGAUAGAAGCAUAAUAAGAUCACGACAAUCUGUAGUGAAGCAGAAACCUCGAUUCUAGGAAUCCUCAGAGAUCCACAGUGUGAAGUAAGGCAUCAUAUCUCCCUGUCAGAGCAAAGUGCUGACAGCUACGAAAUCAUCACAGAUGGCUGGACUGCCUCUUCUCUUUCGUUCAACAAUGGAAAAAAAAAAAUCAUGUAUAAGCAUGCAUUUACAACCAGGUAGUAUAUCUCUAUU